Molecule: messenger RNA, 5205 nt
Organism: Mugil cephalus (flathead mullet)
Lineage: Eukaryota; Metazoa; Chordata; Actinopteri; Mugiliformes; Mugilidae
Gene: lix1l
Product: limb and CNS expressed 1 like
Exons: 6
Coding region: 1104-2177 (357 amino acids)
Biological process (GO): autophagosome maturation
Cellular component (GO): cytoplasm
Source: RefSeq, a predicted model, not a curated record
GCAAUAAAUAUGAAGUGAGAUAUUCAAGUGUACAUUUUUUAAUUGACAAAAACAAUGGAGUUUGACUUUGACACAUCCAAACUACAAGCAUACAGCACAAAUCCACAGCAAGCUGCUGCAAAUUGGUUGUGUGGUGCAUUUUCCUAGCAUUUUAGUAAAGAUAAAUCUGAAUGACUGAAGUAAAUGAUAAAUAGUGAUGCAUACAAAAUAGAAACCUCAUUUAGCAUAGUAUAACUCAACAGUACAACUCAACAGCGACAAUUUAAGAACUUAAAAGGGCAAAUGAAGUUGAAUAAACAGCUCAAAAACAUGAUGUCAGCAAAAGCAUAAGAUGACAAUGUUCACAUGAUGUUUUGUUGGAUUGCAUUACGCUGAAUGCAAACCUAAUAAUGUGGCAAAUCAGUGCCAAAGUCAGUGUUAAUAUAGUCUGUCUAUAGUCUGAUUUUAUUAAUUAAUGCAAAAUCCUGAUCUUAAAAUUUGCCUCACCUUGGCUUUACAUAAUGGGAAGCAUCCAACAGACUUCAAACCUGAGAUACUUCAUUAAGAUGGUCAAAAAUAAAACAUGAAAAAAGAGGCAAAUUAAGAAAGAUUUAGUGUUUUAAGCAUGGACGGAUGCAAAUAUUUACUGUAACCAAAAAUAUGUGCUACUCAGACGAGUCACUGUCUUGGAUAGGUACUAAGUGACCUGGAUGACUGAAAAGAAAUGUAUGCAUAGCUUAAUGGAUUUCAGAAAUUACAAGCAUACAAACACACAUCCCUGUGAAUGCCACACGACUGGUGAAAUAAACAGUAAAAGGGAAAAAUAAAGGACAUCCAUGGAUAAACACGGUCUCUUCAAUGAGAAGCGGUAGGAUUCAUGAUGUCCCUGAACGCACCAUUUGACUGACAAUCCCGCAGCCUAAUCCAGAGAGUGAGGAGGAGGAUGCAUAGCAGCACUCUAAUGUGUCCAAUCAACCUCGGAUAACUACUUAUUUCGGCGGUGACCGACAAAAUCCUCCACACGCUUGGCUCGGCCGGCCAUUAAAGCUCACUUUUCCAGCUGAGGCCGUCGGGGUCGGUGGCUACAGAUUUCCUGCACACUUGGCAGACGUUACGUCGGGACAAUGGAAUCUAACGUGAUCCCGGACAGUAUCCGCCCUCAGAGGCUGCAGCCCGGGAUUGGAUUCGGUUCAGGACACACCGGGACCCUGCGCUCCUCUCUCCGGCCCGGGGUGACGGUCCCCAUCGCGCCGCUGCUACCCUCCCCGGCCUCCCUGGCCGCUUCGUGCGGGCCUCCUCCUCCGCCGCCUCCGCUGCAGCUCCACAGCCUGUACGGAGGAGGCGUGGGAGCGGGGCUGGGGCCGGGGGCCGGCGGCCACAGCAACCCGGGGAACCCAGCCGUGCUCAAGGAGGCGGUGGAGGCUGUUGUCCGCAGCUUCGCCAAACACACGCAAGGUUACGGCAGAGUGAACGUGGUGGAAGCCCUACAGGAGUUUUGGCAGAUGAAGCUGACCAGAGGGGCCGACCUGCGGAACGGAGCCCUUGUUGUUUAUGAAAUGGUCCCGUCAAACAGCCCUCCAUAUGUGUGCUAUGUGAGCCUUCCAGGCGGCAGCUGCUUCGGAAGUUUCCAGUUCUGUCCCACAAAGGCAGAGGCGAGGCGCAGCGCUGCCAAGAUUGCCCUGAUGAACUCUGUUUUUAAUGAACAUCCCUCUCGUCGAAUCACGGACGACUUCAUUGAGAAGAGUGUGAAUGAAGCGCUGGCCUCCUUCAAUGGAAACAGAGAAGAGGCUGACAACCCCAACACAGGGAUCGGGGCAUUUCGCUUCAUGCUUGAGUCCAACAAAGGAAAGUCCAUGCUGGAGUUUCAGGAGCUAAUGACUGUAUUCCAGCUGCUGCACUGGAACGGCAGCCUCAAAGCCAUGAGAGAGCGACAGUGUUCCCGACAGGAGGUGCUGGCUCACUACUCCCACCGGGCCCUGGAUGAUGACAUGCGCACUCAGAUGGCGGCCGACUGGGUGAACCGAGAACAGAGCGUGGCGGCCACUAUCGCGCAGGAGCUGGCCUCGACGGAGCGAGAGCUGGAGGACGCCAGGCUGGCGGGGAGAGAACUGCGUUUUUACAAAGAGAAGAAAGACAUCCUGAUGUUGGCUGUGGGUCAGCUCAACGCGGCCAACACCGCCACUCUGCCCUCGCACUAAAAUCCGCCGUCCAUUGCGGGAAACGCGCCCUCGCAUCCUGUAGGAUUCCCGGUAACUGUAUUGACCACUCCGCAGAUAAACAGGUGACUUGUCCGAACUGUUUUCAUUAGUUGGCUCACAGUAUCCACAUCGGUCCAUAAAACACACACAUGCCGCUAUAGCCGUUACCUCUUUGUGCCUAAUGAAUACACAAUAAUGUGUGCUUGGCAUUCCACCCGACUGGGGUCUCUUCACUAUUUCGUAAGUGUGCACAAAGUACGCUUAAACAAACAAAGCCUUCCUCUGAUCACUGAAUGUAUGGGACACACUAAGACCCAUCAAACCAAACACUUAAGACAUAUAGAUCAUUUCUCAAGUCAGACCUGUGCGUUUCUUUAAGGCGUUGUAUGUGUUUUCUUGCAUGUAGUAUUUAGGCAGCCAGAUAUUACCAGACAAAUGGAGAAUAGUGUACGUAACAAUGCAUUAUUAACAGAUACAAACCUAAAUGUUUUUCGGGUGCAUCUGGAAAGACCUGCAACAGUUCAGAGAAAUGAAACGUGUGACGUACGUGUAGCCACUUUGGUUGUAUAUGGAACUGUCUCAGCGGUGCUCCUCAGUAUUUUUGUUGUACCAAACCUUGGAUAAACGGUUUAGAUUGGCCUAGCGCGAGCACACGGGGGAGUGGAAAACAGUUUGGAUUUAUGUCGUUCCCAUGCUGGGCCAUUUCUAUUCGUGAACCUUUCUAAAAUGUUACCACGAGAGCAGGGGUCGCAUCAAGUGGACAAAAGAUUUCAACCUAAUAUCGCUAAAUGACAUCAGGUUUUCUAUAAUGGUACAAGCUUGUACUGUUUGUUUUAAUGGGAAUCCAUCCUCAAAAAGCACCAGAAUUCCAGUAAGGAUUGAAACUCGUGUAGUAAUUUGUGGGUACUUUGCAAAAGCUUGUCAGCAGACGACCGACGGCUCUGACUGCAGCUCAGGUUUUUCAAAAAAUCCGAUCACAACGUAUUUUUUUUUCUUUUCUUUGCUUUGUGAAGGCGUUUUGGCUGUUUUACGAUUCGUCGUUUGCUUGGUGACCAUGACACUAGCCGAAUGUAUAUUUUUUUUUCUGUGUGCUAUCAACUAAAGGACCUACAAAGCAACUCUUUUGAACAGCCGAGUUACUCUUGUGAUACAGAUUGUGUUUGUCAUGUGCUUCAGCUAGAGGAGUUCAAAGACGACCGAAAGGUAGGUGGUGGUCUCAGCAGCGAUUGGCCAGAAAACGAAUUUGACUUUUUAAAGCUGAUUCAUCAAGCGUGAGUCAUUGUUAGUCGAUACAAAACAGGACCCAGCUCCUGUUGUUUGUUGCUUUUCUGAAGCAGAAGUUGCUUUUUGGCAGAACAUGUAAUGCAGCUCACACUUCUUACCUGACAUUUUUCAUACUGUAAAUGUGAUAUCUUUAUAUUGCUCUAUGUGUAUCUAAAGUGUAUUUUAAUACAUUGUAAAAAAAAAAAUGAAGGCGUUACAGUUGUCCCUUUAAAGACCUCAUGUAAAAGAGGUGAGAGUUAAAUUGACGAUGCGUGGCUCUGGCUGAAUGAUGAAGUGUCCGCGGCAAAAUUUUGGCAAACGAAAAAGAAGAGAUGGAGUACGAUUAAAGGGGGUCCGUGUACUUUUUGGUAUUUCAAGUUUGUUUUUUGGUGCUAAAAUUAAAAAAAAGUGCAUUGGAUUUUCAAUUUAAAAAGCAAAAAAGAAAAAAUACAUGUAUGAAAGAUUAAAUCAGAAAAAAAUGCUAUGAGAGUGGACAGGGAAUUUGAGAAUACAGAAUCAAGGUAUUAUUUCUUGGUUGCUUUGGAUUUAAAAACAAAAGUAUUUUCUUUCCAGUUUUCAUUUCUGGUUUUAAAAACUGAAAUACCAAUGAAAAUGCACAGACCUUGAAAGCCAGACCAGUUUUAUUACAUCUUUUCUCUGAAAUCAAUGUGCCUUUUAUAAAAUUGGUAGCUUGCAAUUUUCAGACCAUUAACAAAAUUAAAAAAAAAUAAACUAUUCCAUUUAUUUUCACUAUUUUCAUUUAAAUGGGGUCUUUAAAGGAAGAAUGUCUUUUUUUAUUUCGUCUGUCCUUGUAAAGAUUGCAUACUACCCUGCCAUUAUGGUAACUUAAAGAAAUAGUUGGAGGUGAGAAGAUUGACAUCACACACUGGUGGUCUGGUAAAUAUUAAGCUAACGCUACUUACUGGAUAGCUUAGCUUAAAGACGUGGAAAAAGCUAGCGUAACAAGAGCUAUCUGAUAAACAGGACCUCUGAAGCUGACUCCAUAUGUUACAUUUAUUUAAUGUUUUUUGAAGCGUUUUUUUUUUUUUGCCUUUUCUUGUUCCCAACUUCCUGGAGAGUCUGUUGGUUGCCUAGCAACUGCUCCCAGCUAAAAAAAAAUAGUCUGGUCACUUUACGUAAUAUUUACAGUAUGAGAGUGAUCAAUCUCCUCAUUCAUCUCAAAUUAUUUCUUUAAGUUGUGACAUGUCAUUGGUUUAUGAAGGAUUUAUUAAAAUUAUACUACGUUUGGUAUAAAUUUACAAACCUGUAUAGUUGGCUUGGUACUCAGUUUGCAAAAUAUGUGUUCAGCAGGAAAAUAAAAAUAUUAUGUCCAGUCAAGAACCAAGUCAACUCUUAAACUGGAGCCUGGAGAUCUUUAAUCGUGUGCUUUUGUUUGUUUAUUUGUUUGUUUUUUUAGUUUUAUUUAGGUGUUUAUAUGUGAACAAGCCAUUAAUCUCAGUGCGCGCUUCCUACAAAUGCCUUUAAUUUUUCUCUGUGAUCAGUAUCAAUGAUGGAUUUUUUUUUUUUUUACUAUCCAUUUAUUUUUUACAAAGAAAUCAACUUCUGCUUGUUUUGUUUUGGCUUCAAUGCAUGAUGUAUCAGUUAAGUUUUUUUUUUUUUAUAUAUAUAUAUGUUUCGUUUUCUAUACAGUAUUGUUUUAUAAAAGUGUUCCUGUUUCUAUUUUCUAUGAACAUUUUGUAUUCCAUGUUUAUACUUUUAGUAGAUUUUUAUGUAUAUGUAAUAAACUGGCUGAUACAAAUGUUUA